This is a messenger RNA of Cryptotermes secundus, 7939 nucleotides long. It is a transcript of the gene ACC, whose product is annotated as acetyl-CoA carboxylase. Gene Ontology annotation, biological process: fatty acid biosynthetic process. The record is from RefSeq and is a predicted model, not a curated record. Gene Ontology annotation, molecular function: metal ion binding; acetyl-CoA carboxylase activity; ATP binding. NCBI's taxonomy places the organism in Eukaryota, Metazoa, Arthropoda, Insecta, Blattodea, Kalotermitidae.
UAAUGGCAGGUCACAUAGCAGCUCACCGUACAGUGAUAUCAAUAGGCGCGAACGUCAGUUGUUUUUUAUUCAAUAUAAAUUUGCUGUAUAAGUAUUUAUGUACACAUUGUUGCAGUUAAUAGUAUGAAUUGGUUUUAAUAUGUGGGUAUUUCAGGUCUUCAUUGUGUUGGCAUUUAAAGUGGGUGGUUUGUAAGUGUUAAGUGUAGUAUCAUCAUAGGAAACGUUUGGCGUUGUGCCCCGGCGCCUGUGACAAUGGAGGGCGGCGGAAAAACAAUAACGACUGCUCAGCAGCAGGAGAAGGUGAAUUUCAUUGUGGGAUGUGAAGAAAACCAUGAGGACAGUCGUCAAGAAGGCGAAAUCCAAGAGGAGGAGGCCAGUGACUUGUUCCCAACAGAAGGAAACCCUCCAACCCGCGAGAAUAGUAGUUCCUCCAACCUGAACAGCAUGUUCGCCCUUGCCGAGAAGAGAAAACGUCUCAGGCCAAGCAUGUCACAAGGUACGGUCAUGGUCCAACCCAAACAAGACAAGGACUUUACAGUUGGAACACCCGAGGAAUUUGUUAGAAGAUUUGGUGGCACGAAGGUUAUCAACAAGGUUUUAAUUGCCAACAAUGGGAUUGCUGCUGUCAAGUGCAUGCGUUCUAUUCGCCGCUGGUCCUAUGAGAUGUUCAGAAAUGAGAGGGCUGUUCGGUUUGUGGUCAUGGUCACCCCAGAGGAUUUGAAAGCUAAUGCAGAGUACAUCAAAAUGGCAGAUCAUUAUGUUCCUGUACCUGGAGGUGCUAACAACAAUAACUAUGCCAAUGUAGAACUCAUCCUAGACAUCGCCAUCCGGACCCAAGUUCAGGCUGUUUGGGCAGGAUGGGGUCAUGCAUCAGAGAACCCAAAAUUACCAGAGUUGCUGCACAAAAAUAACAUUUCUUUCAUUGGUCCAUCAGAGAAAGCUAUGUGGGCAUUAGGCGAUAAGAUUGCGUCAAACUUUGUAGCUCAGACUGCUGAAGUUCCAACAUUGCCAUGGUCUGGAAGUGAUCUGAAGGCACAAUAUGCCGGAAAGAAAAUCAAGAUCUCUUCAGAACUGUAUAAGAAAGGUUGUGUGACUAACCCAGAGGAAGGACUACUGGCAGCACAGAAAAUCGGCUUCCCUGUGAUGAUCAAGGCUAGUGAAGGUGGCGGAGGGAAAGGUAUCCGUAAAGUGGAAGCAUCUGAAGAGUUUGCCUCUGCGUUUAGACAGGUUCAAGCAGAAGUGCCUGGGUCACCCAUCUUUGUGAUGAAGCUAGCCCGCUGUGCUCGUCAUCUUGAAGUUCAGCUAUUGGCUGACCAAUAUGGAAAUGCCAUUUCCUUGUUUGGGCGUGACUGUUCCAUCCAGCGUCGUCAUCAAAAGAUCAUAGAGGAGGCCCCUGCUGUUAUUGCCGAACCAGAAGUGUUUGAGGACAUGGAAAAGGCUGCAGUUCGGCUGGCAAAAAUGGUAGGCUACGUGAGUGCAGGGACAGUGGAGUACCUGUAUGAUACAGAUGGUAAUUACUUCUUCUUGGAGCUGAACCCUAGACUGCAAGUAGAGCACCCAUGUACUGAGAUGGUGGCAGAUGUGAACCUACCAGCUGCACAGCUGCAGAUUGCUAUGGGUCUUCCCUUGAGUCGCAUAAAGAAUAUUCGUCAGUUAUAUGGAGAGAGUCAGUGGGGUGAUUCAUCUAUAGACUUUGAUAACCCUCGUCACAAACCACAGCCAUGGGGACAUGUGAUAGCAGCACGAAUCACGAGUGAGAAUCCUGAUGAAGGCUUCAAACCUAGUUCUGGAACAGUACAGGAAUUAAACUUCAGAUCAUCAAAGAAUGUAUGGGGAUACUUCAGUGUUGCGGCAUCAGGAGGAUUGCACGAAUUUGCUGACUCUCAGUUUGGACACUGUUUCUCAUGGGGUGAGAACAGGGAGCAAGCCAGAGAGAACCUCGUGAUUGCACUGAAGGAAUUGUCUAUCAGAGGAGAUUUUCGUACAACGGUGGAGUAUUUGAUUAAACUCCUAGAGACCCCAAGUUUCCAGGAUAAUUCCAUUGACACAGCCUGGCUGGAUGUAUUGAUCGCAGAGAGGGUGCAGGCUGAGAAACCCGACAUCAUGCUGGGCGUGAUUUGUGGGGCAUUACAUGUAGCAGACAGGACUGUGCUUAAUUCAUUCCAGCAUUUUCAGACAUCAUUGGAGAGGGGGCAAAUCCAAGGUUCUAACACACUGUCCAACACAGUGGACGUUGAGCUUAUCCAUGAAGGUUAUAAAUACAAGGUGCAGGCCACCAAGUCUGGUCCCAACUCAUAUUUUCUUGUGAUGAAUGGUUCCUGGAAGGAGAUAGAAGUGCAUCGCAUGUCAGAUGGAGGUAUCCUGCUCUCUGUGGAUGGUUCUAGUUUCACAACAUACAUGCGUGAAGAAGUAGACAGGUACCGUAUUGUGAUAGGCAAUCAGACAUGUGUGUUUGAGAAAGAGAAUGACCCUUCACUACUUCGCUCACCUUCUGCUGGUAAACUGCUGAAUUAUCUGACAGAAGAUGGUGGUCAUGUGAAUGCAGGGCAGGCCUAUGCAGAAAUAGAGGUGAUGAAGAUGGUGAUGACACUGACUGCUAAUGAAGCAGGUAGUGUUUUUUAUGUAAAGAGGCCUGGUGCUGUGCUGGAUGCUGGAUCUCUCCUUGCACAUCUAGAGCUUGAUGAUGCUUCACUUGUAACAAAGGCUCAAGAGUACAAGGGUCAGUUUCCUGAACUGGAAGUGUCUACACCUGUUGUCGGAGAAAAAUUGAACCAUGUUCAUGCCAGUUAUCGUGUCAUGCUGGAGAAUAUUCUGUCAGGUUACUGCCUUCCAGAUCCAUACCACCAAGCUAGACUGCGGGAGGUCAUUGAGAAAUUUAUGAGUUCUCUGCGGGAUCCAAGCCUUCCUCUGUUAGAGUUACAGGAAGUUAUUGCCUCUAUAUCUGGCCGCAUUCCUGUGUCAGUGGAGAAGAAAAUUAGAAAACUUAUGGCAUUGUAUGAACGCAACAUCACCUCUUCAUGCUGCUACACUUCAGAAGAGAGCAGACCGGGAUGUCUUUUUUUUAACAACACAGAGCAUUGUACAACUAGUGCAGCGAUAUCGUAAUGGCAUUCGUGGCCGCAUGAAGUCUGCAGUCCAUGAACUCCUCCGACAGUAUUAUGCAGUGGAGAGCCAGUUCCAACAAGGUAGUUAUGACAAGUGUGUGACAGCAAUAAGAGAAAGAAAUAAGGAUGACAUGGCAGCAGUUACGGCAACAAUCUUCUCCCAUGCUCAGGUUGCCAAGAAGAACAUGUUGGUCACAAUGCUAAUUGAUCACCUGUGGUCCAAUGAACCAGGCCUUACAGAUGAACUUGCAACAACUCUGAAUGAGCUGACAUCCCUCAACAGGAGUGAACAUUCUAGAGUAGCCCUCCGAGCCAGACAAGUUCUGAUAGCAGCUCACCAACCAGCAUAUGAGCUUCGUCAUAACCAGAUGGAAUCUAUCUUCCUCUCAGCAGUAGACAUGUAUGGUCAUGACUUUCAUCCAGAGAAUCUUCAGAAGCUUAUCAUGUCAGAAACAUCCAUCUUCGACAUCCUUCAUGACUUCUUUUAUCAUUCCAAUAAGGCUGUAUGCAAUGCUGCACUUGAGGUAUAUGUCAGGCGAGCAUACAUCUCAUAUGAACUGACAUGUCUCCAACUGCUUGAACUCUCUGGAGAAAUCAGUGUCAUACAUUUCCAGUUCUUGCUACCAUCAUCACAUCCAAAUAGGAUUCCACAUAAUAAAAGAAGAGCAGAAGCUUCAAGCGAACUGUCUGAAUCCUCUCUCACACUUACCAACUGCCAACGCACUGGAUGUAUGGCUGCAUUUGAAUCAUUCUCACAAUUUGAGCAAUAUGCAGAUGAGAUGCUGGAUCUAUUGGAAGACCUGUCAUCACCAGCUGUUGUGUCUCCCAAAGUGCUGGAAGCAGUGGAGAGUGGCAGUGAAUCUCGUCUCAGCACAAGUAUUAACAUCAGCAUGUCUGUAGGAGAUGGGAGAGCAAAUGCAGAUGAAUUGCAGAAGCAAUCUGAACCCAUCUAUAUCUUGAGUGUGGGUAUAAAGGAUAAUGGAGACACAGACGAUUCUACAUUGAGCCGAAUGUUUGGGGGCUUCUGCAAUAGUAAUCGGGAAGAACUUGCUAACAGGGGCAUUAGGCGGGUUACAUUUGCUGUACUUGUGAGGCGCCAGUUCCCAAAAUUCUUCACGUACCGAAGACGAGACAACUUCACUGAAGAUCGAAUCUACAGGCACCUUGAACCAGCCAUGGCAUUCCAACUGGAGCUCAAUAGGAUGCGCACAUAUGAUCUUGAAGCUCUGCCUACCUCAAACCAGAAAAUGCAUGUUUAUCUAGGCAAAGCCAAGGUGGCCAAGGGCCAGGAGGUUACAGACUGUCGGUUUUUUGUCCGGUCCAUUAUCCGUCAUUCGGAUCUGAUAACUAAGGAAGCAUCUUUUGAGUACCUGCAAAAUGAGGCAGAACGAGUGCUUUUGGAAGCUAUGGAUGAGUUGGAAGUGGCCUUUUCACAUCCUCAAGCAAAGCGUACCGACUGUAAUCAUAUAUUCCUUAACUUUGUGCCAACUGUGAUCAUGGAUGCUGCUAAGAUUGAAGAGAGUGUCACGAACAUGGUGAUGCGAUAUGGUCCUAGACUGUGGAAGUUGCGGGUACUUCAAGCUGAGCUGAAGAUGACAAUAAGACCAUCACCAAACAGUAAGAUGACUAAUGUAAGGCUGUGUCUUGCAAAUGAUAGUGGCUACUCCCUGGACAUCUGGGUUUACAAGGAAGUUACUGACCCUAAGACAGGUGUGAUCAAAUUUGAAGCCUAUGGAAAUAAGCAAGGGCCUAUGCAUGGUCUCCCUAUCUCUACACCAUAUGUGACCAAAGAUUAUCUGCAGCAAAAGAGGUUUCAGGCACAGAGUGUGGGUACCACCUAUGUGUAUGACAUCCCUGACAUGUUCAGACAAAUGACGGAGAAGCUGUGGAAGGAGUUCAUCAAGGAGUGGCCAGCAGAGCAACUGACAAUCCCUUCAAAAGUUAUGGAUAGUGUGGAACUGGUAUUGGAAGGAGAUGAUCAUCUAGUUGAACAGAAACGUCUGCCAGGAGAAAAUAACAUAGGCAUGAUUGCCUGGCGUCUUACACUCCACACACCAGAGUAUCCAUCUGGUCGUGACAUCAUAGUAAUAGCUAAUGACAUCACCUACCUAAUUGGCUCCUUUGGGCCCCGUGAAGAUAUCGUAUUCUGCCUGGCAUCAGAACUAGCAAGAAAGCUAAAAAUUCCAAGAAUCUACAUUGCUGCAAACAGUGGGGCAAGAAUUGGACUAGCUGAAGAGAUCAAACAGCUGUUCAGGGUUGCAUGGGAGGAUCCUGAGGAACCUGAUAAGGGUUUCAAAUACUUGUACUUAACACCAGAGGACUUCACCAAAGUGUCUGCCAUGAAUUCUGUUCAUGCUAUUCUUAUUGAUGAUGAAGGAGAACCUCGAUACAAAAUCACAGACAUCAUAGGUAAGGAUGAUGGGCUAGGUGUGGAGAACCUGCGGUAUGCUGGUAUGAUUGCUGGAGAAACAUCACAAGCAUACAAAGAAGUAGUGACAAUAUCUAUGGUGACGUGUCGAGCUAUAGGCAUUGGUUCCUAUCUGGUUCGACUUGGACAAAGGGUGAUUCAGAUAGAAAAUUCACAUAUUAUCCUGACAGGCUACAUUGCUCUCAAUAAGCUACUUGGACGCGAGGUAUAUGCUUCCAACAAUCAAUUAGGUGGCAUCCAGAUCAUGUACAACAAUGGUAUUUCCCAUAAAACAGAUCCUCGUGACCUAGAUGGCAUCUAUACUAUCCUAAAGUGGCUCUCUUAUGUUCCUAAGGACAAACUGUCUCCAGUGCCUUUUAUAAAGUCAGUUGAUCCUAUAGACCGAGAAAUCGACUACAUGCCUACCAAAGCCCCAUAUGAUCCAAGGUGGAUGCUAGCAGGUCGACAGAAUCCAAAUAAUUCAGAUGAAUGGGAAAGUGGGUUUUUUGACCGUGGAUCAUGGGAUGAAAUUAUGUUACCAUGGGCACAGACUGUGGUGUGUGGACGUGCCCGUUUGUGUGGAAUCCCUGUUGGAGUGAUAGCUGUUGAAACUCGCACAGUAGAGCUCAACCUGCCAGCUGACCCUGCCAACCUCGACUCAGAAGCAAAGACUGUAUCACAGGCAGGUCAAGUGUGGUUUCCAGACUCGGCCUACAAAACUGCUCAAGCCAUUCAAGACUUCAGCCGUGAGGGUCUCCCCCUAAUCAUCUUUGCUAACUGGAGAGGGUUUUCAGGAGGAAUGAAGGACAUGUAUGAACAAAUAAUGAAGUUUGGAGCCUACAUUGUGGAUGGGUUGCGGGAGUACAACCAGCCAAUCUUGAUAUACAUUCCACCAAAUGGAGAGUUACGUGGAGGAGCUUGGGCUGUAGUGGACACAACCAUCAAUCCUCGGCACAUGGAGAUGUAUGCAGACCCAGAGAGCAGGGGAGGAGUGCUGGAGCCUGAAGGUAUUGUUGAGAUUAAGUUCCGCACUAAGGACUUGGUGAAGACAAUGCACCGAAUUGACCCUGUGAUUAUCUCAAUAAAAUCAAAGUUGCAGUCAGUAAAUUUCCCACCAGAGGAGCGUGUACUGCUAGAACGGCAGAUCAGUGACCGAGAAAAGUUUCUCAUGCCCAUGUACCACCAGGUAGCAGUACACUUUGCAGACCUUCACGACACUCCUGAGAGGAUGCAGGAGAAAGGUGCCAUUGUGGACGUGGUUCCUUGGCGCAAGUCACGCUGUAUCCUCUACUGGAGAUUAAGGAGGCUGCUUCUGGAGAAUCAAAUCAAGAGCCAGAUGCUGAACAUCCAACCUAACUUAAGUGUAGGACAGGCUGAAGCCAUGUUGAGAAGGUGGUUUGUGGAAGACAAGGGUACAACAGUGGCAUACCUAUGGGAAAACAAUGAGGCAGUGGUUGCUUGGCUGCUCACGCAGCUUUCAGAAGAGCGAACUCGUUCUGUGGUGGCCAAUAACCUCCAUUGUGUCAAGAAAGAUGCUAUUAUCCAGCAGAUCAAAUCUAGUCUUGAGGAAUGUCCAGAUGUGGCACUGGAUGCAGUUGUUGAAAUUGUUCAGCAUCUAGCACCUCAUCAGCGUGCAGAAGCUCUGAGGACAUUGUCUCAAUUGGAUGCAAUCUCGGACAAGCAAGAACAGCAACAGCAACAGCAACAGCAACAGCAACAAAUCACACCAAGAGAAUGAUGCAACAAUGUGUUCUGCUUCCUUAAUAUUGAACCCUCACCAACAAAAAUAUCACUUCCAUUCUGGAGACCUCCGUUCCUCCAGUGCUUAUUUCCCUGCUUUAUUAAUGGUUUCCAAGGAUUUCAAAUCAUGGUAGUCCAUGCUCUUGUAUGACAUGGUUUAGGAAGUGUGGGACGCAAUUAUUAGGUGAACAGAUGUAGGCCCAUCAAUUUAUAAUGACCAUAUGGAUGAAACAUAAGUUGCCUACAGAAAACUGUUGCAUCUGUCUAAUGCAAUCCACAGUGCUCAUGCUAUAGGCAGUGCUAUAUUGUGGUGUAACUUGUAUGGGAGAACAUGUUUUACAUCAUGACAUCUUGCCCUUUUAUUGUGCAAUACUGUUUUUAUGUCCCUCCCAAACUAUUUUUCUCAUAAAGAGUUCUAGUAACUAUAUAUAUAUUAUGCUUACUAUUGAUAGGUUUCUGCACUUGGACCAUCAUCUAGUAUUCUGGAAAGAACAUAAUAUUUCAGAAACUGGCGCUGCUUCAACCUUCAGGGGACAUCUAAACUGGAGGCAUCCAGUUCCCAAAAGAUUUUGUUCAUUUGCAUAUUAAACCUAAAUAAUGAUCUCAGAUACUUUGAUGUUUUAUAACUGCCAUAUAACACAAAAUAUGAGGAUUCUAAAGGGUUCUGACAGUGGUGUAUAACACUCAG